Dreissena polymorpha is the source of this 3171-nucleotide messenger RNA. RefSeq names its product patched domain-containing protein 3-like. Gene Ontology annotation, biological process: transmembrane transport. Lineage: Eukaryota; Metazoa; Mollusca; Bivalvia; Myida; Dreissenidae. Gene Ontology annotation, cellular component: membrane. Gene Ontology annotation, molecular function: transmembrane transporter activity. The record is from RefSeq and is a predicted model, not a curated record.
AUGAACUGGCUGAAAUUUUACAAAAGGGUUGAUAAAAUUAUUGGGGCAGUGUUUGCCCGAUAUGGUGGCUUCAUCUCCCGUCACGCCUGGAAGGUCAUCAUUAUCGUCGUCGUCAUCAACUGUGCGCUGGCCGUCGGCAUGCUCAGACUGAAGUCGAACAUCAGCGCUCAGGAUGUUUAUUUGCCUGAAGGUACCCGUUCGUGGGAUGACCAGGCCACAAUGGAGGCUACAUUCCCUGAUUUAAGCAACAGAAACUACCAGAGUAUCCAGUCACUGUCCGAGGGCUACUACGCUCGGGUCAUCGUACGCGCCAAAUCUAAUGACCUGUUGACCUUGAACGCGCUGGAUAAGGUCCAGAACCUGGACGAUAUAGUGCAAGGCAUAGUUGUAUACCACAACGGACAGACUCUAAUGUUCCAAGACUUGUGUGCUAAAGCCCACGGCGCAUGCUCACUGGAAGGAUCUAUCUUCUGGGACGCCGACUUCCGCAAUGCCGUGGCGAGUGGAAACGUGACGUAUCCUAUGUUUACAUCAUCGGCAGUAGGAACCGUGAACUAUGCAUCGCUUACUGGGGGAAAUGUCAAAGUUGCGAACGGAGUCCUUAAAAGCUUGGAAUACAUUCACCUCAUGUACUCCCUGAAGGCCACGGCGGGGAAGGAACUGGCUGACUUAUGGGUGAAGGCAUUCAAAACGCGGAUGGAGGGCUACAGCUCGCUUGAACUGGAUGUUGCCUAUGCCAAUCAUCUGUCACUGGACGAAGAACUGGACAAGAACAUAAAUGGGGACAUCGCGUUGUUCGCAAUCACGUUCACGGUUAUGCUCACAUACGCCUCUGUCGCUACGAUGAAUAUUAGGGACGCGGUCAACCAGAGGGCUCUGUUAGGCUGGGCAGGCAUUCUUGCCGCAGAACUUGGAAUUAUCGUCUCUUUAGGUCUCUGUAUGGCUGCAGGUCUCGAGUUUGUCAGUAUAGUUGGCGUUAUGCCGUUCCUGAUUAUAGGCGUAGGCAUCGACGACAUGUUUAUAUUGCUGUCGGGUCUUUCGGGCGCUCAAGGCGAGGCUACUGUUGAGGGCCGCAUGAAAGAGACAUUGCGGGCAGCCGGGGUCGGGGUCACCAUCACCUCGUUAACGGACCUGAUAGCGUUCAUGUCCGGGGCGGCAUCCAACUUCCUCGCCGUGAGGAACUUCUGUAUCUUUACGGGUGUUGCUGUGGUAUUCUGCUACAUCAACAACAUCACGUUCUUCACUGCUUGUCUCGCCAUCCACGAACGACGAGUAGAAUCAAACCGGCACUUCUUCUUGAUGUGCAAGACGGUCCCGAGCACAGAGGAUGCCAAACAAUGUGGCCAAUCAAGAGCCCGCGUUCUGUGUUGCGCGGGAUCACGUCCAAGGAACCGAAAAGAAGCGGAAAGUCUUUUGGACAAGCUACCAAGUUGGCUUAUGCCGAAGAUCGUUCUUAAGACACCGUUGAAAAUAGGCAUCAUUUUCUUAUUCGCUGGUUAUAUGGCCGCUUCGAUAUAUGGGUGUGUGAAUCUCAAGCAAGGACUCAUGUUUUCACAACUUGUUUCGGAAGAAUCAUACUUUUAUAAAUAUUCACAGCUUCUCGAAGAUAAGUUCUCACGUCGGAGAGUCGUCUCUAUAGUUACAACACAUCCGUACUCAUUCAGCGAUGCUUCAACAGAAAGAGAUCUAAACGCGGUUUUGGCAAGGGCUAAAUCAAAUUCUUACUUUGACCCGAACUUUGAGAUUAAUUGGCUCAAUACGUACAAAUUAGGCGCCUCUUACCAAAACUCUAGCGAAGUUAACUUUAUCUCUGGUUUAAAACAUUUUUUUCAGGCUAUGCAGUACAGCCGAUUUGAGAAUGAUGUAGUUAUUGAUUCCGAAGGAACCACAAUCAAAGCUUCCCGGGUGUAUCUUAUGUCUCGUGACUUAAAGGACAGCCAAGAAGAAGGGAAGUUUAUGCUUGAAGCUCGUGAAAUUGCGGAUGCGUCAGAAUUUAAGUGUUUUGCCUACUCCCCGUUUUUUAUCUCUUUUGAACAGUUUGUCCAAAUUCUACCACAAACGCUGCAGUCGACUGGUAUCGCUUUGGCCGCCGUGUUUUUUGUCACGUGUAUUUUUAUGCCUCAUCCCGUGCUGAUAAUAUUCGUUACGAUCACCGUUACAAUGAUAAUGGCGGGCGUGUUCGGCUUUCUUCUUUACUUGGACGUCGCGCUGAGCUCAAUCACGAUGAUUGAGUUAAUUAUGAGCAUUGGCUUCUCCAUUGACUUCACCGCCCAUAUAUGUCACGGUUUCAUGACUUCAAGAUGCAAAACUAGAGAUGAAAAAGUCAGAGACGCCAUUGACAAGACUGGUUCACCGAUAUUCCACGGCGCAGUUUCGUCUUUGUUGGGAAUAAUAGUACUAGCUGCAGCAAAGUCUUACAUAUUUCGAACAUUUGCAGCGGUGAUGGGAUUCGUUCUAUUUUUCGGCAUCACCCAUGCAUUGUUGCUGCUUCCGGUUGUGUUGUCCUGGAUUGGUCCAAUGAGAUCUGAAGAUAAGACACGUCCGCAGCUUAACGCGACCAGCGGAAGAAACUCCCCCAUGGAAGGGCUGAAAGCCUAUGAAGGUCUUUAAAAAUCAAGUCCUGAAAAGAUCAAGCGCAUGUCAAGUUCGCAGAAAUCGAGAGUUGGUAUUUCAUCUGAUGACAUUGCAGAUUUUUAGAAAAAUUAACAAAAUUUCGAAUUAAAACAAAAGUCUGGUCCAACGAAGCGCAAGAAAGCAGAUCAGGUUCACCUUAAAUCGUUAAAUCAAACCCGACGAAGUUGUCACCUGAGUACAGCGUUCACCUAGCAAGAUUGGCCCGACACAUAUAUUUUUAUAACAUCUGUAUAUAACGUUCGCCAGUAGUAUACGGUCUUCUGCCUGUAUUUUUCAGACCGAAAGCUUUUUUAUCAUGCGGUUAGCGGUAACGAGUAAGUGAUUUCAAGGUGCCAGAAGUAUACACUAAAAUCUAAAUGUAUUGUCGCCUCUCAUAACAAACGCCGUAGCGGCUAUAUUGCGUCUAUUUGGAGGCUAAAUAAUAUGCUAUCACAAACUGCCUUUGAUAUAACAAAUGCCGCCCACUGCGAAAAACAAAUAAUAGGGUUUUCAAAAAGUUUGCUUUACUGGGACAGGUACGGAAAAAUUUCAAAAUAA